AUGACUCAACUCAAUAUCGAGCAACUUUCUGCUAUUCUCGCCGCUCUAGGCCUUUCUCCAAACGACGGCGCUGCCAUCCGUGAUGGCCAUGGAAAUGCUUCUGCAGAAUCCAUUCAGGGCCCGUUGCACAGUUUCUACUGUUACAACUGUUCAUUCCCAAACGUCAUUCCCGUGAACGCUAUUCCCACCCUUACAGCAGUUCCAGAGAAGGCCCCCGCCGCCGCUACUCCUCCAGCUCCAGCUUCAACUCCUAGCUCUGCUCCAGCUGUUCCCAACGUCCCAUCCACCGUUCCCCAAUCUACUACCAACCAAGGUCCCUCUUCCACCCCAGUUGCAGGCCCUUCCAUUCCUUCUGCCACCGCCACCACCACUGGCCCUGACGGGCCUUGGUAUACAGUCUCCAAGGGUCGCGCUGUGGGAGUGUUUAAAGGGUGGGCGAACGUUACGCCUCUCGUCACUGGAGUCGGCCGUUCCUGUUACUUCCGACAUCCCACCCAAGCCGCUGCCCAAGCCGCCUUCAAUGAGGCUGUUGUCGGUGGAUCAGUGGAAGUACUUCGGUAA
This is a messenger RNA of Desarmillaria tabescens, 561 nucleotides long. RefSeq lists its product as uncharacterized. NCBI's taxonomy places the organism in Eukaryota, Fungi, Basidiomycota, Agaricomycetes, Agaricales, Physalacriaceae. The coding region runs from base 1 to 561 and encodes 186 amino acids. The record is from RefSeq and is a predicted model, not a curated record. The transcript has 4 exons.